Phalaenopsis equestris is the source of this 989-nucleotide messenger RNA. RefSeq names its product probable pyridoxal 5'-phosphate synthase subunit PDX2. Gene Ontology annotation, molecular function: glutaminase activity. Gene Ontology annotation, cellular component: cytosol; glutaminase complex. The transcript has 7 exons. Gene Ontology annotation, biological process: pyridoxine metabolic process; pyridoxal 5'-phosphate biosynthetic process. The record is from RefSeq and is a predicted model, not a curated record. Lineage: Eukaryota; Viridiplantae; Streptophyta; Magnoliopsida; Asparagales; Orchidaceae. The coding region runs from base 115 to 873 and encodes 252 amino acids.
UCAGAGAAAUGUCGCCGAAACUUCAUUUUUAGAUAAAGUUACUUUUCAUAUUCUCGAUACAUAGGCACCCACGACGCCGGAAAACCCCCCGCUCCCCCUCUCUCUGCGUCGAUCAUGGCAGUCGGCGUUCUUGCUCUCCAAGGUUCAUUCAACGAACACAUGGCAGCUCUGAGGAGGCUCGGUGUGACGGGAGUCGAGGUGAGGAAGCCAUCGCAGUUGGAGUCCAUCGAGGCCCUCAUCAUCCCUGGAGGAGAGAGCACCACCAUGGCCAAGCUCGCCAACUACCAUAAUCUCUUUCCAGCUUUGAGAAACUUCGUUAAUUCAGGAAAACCAGUUUGGGGAACCUGUGCAGGACUCAUUUUCCUUGCAAAUAAAGCUACUGGCCAAAAGUUGGGCGGCCAAGAGCUUAUUGGGGGACUGGACUGCACAGUUCACAGAAACUUUUUUGGCAGCCAGGUUCAGAGCUUUGAAACCGAACUUGCAGUUCCUAAGCUUGCUGAACAGGAAGGUGGUUCUGAUAGAUGUCGGGGAGUGUUUAUACGUGCACCAGCCAUUCUAAAAGCUGGACCAGAUGUUGAAGUACUAGCAGAUUAUACUAUUCCCUUGGAUAAGUUGGGAACUGUAGCAUCUGAUUCUGAAGCUAAGGCUAUAACAGAAUCUCUGGGGAAAGUGAUAGUUGCCGUGAGGCAACGGAACAUACUUGGGACUGCUUUUCAUCCUGAGCUGACUUCCGAUAUCCGAUGCAGGCAUAGUUACUUUUUGAAGAUGAGAAAGGCGAGUGAUGAAACUAACUUGCUGUGCUUGGACUUGUCAAAUCAAAAUUCUUAUUAUCAUAUUGGCAGAAGACCUUCUGACCUGCCCAUUUUUGAAUAGUAUUGUAUUACAUGAAUGAUUAUCCAGUUUCGUAUGAUUAAUGCCUCAUGUGAAAUUCAUCAUUUACUCUAAUACUUUGCUUUAAAAGGUUAAUAUUUGAUUCAGCAUUUUUUGUU